GUCACGUAAUCACGAUGCGACAAGAAGGAAGCACAUGCACGCAGUACGAUAGUUGUAAACAGAUGCAUUUUCUAAUGUCAAUUACACUUCAGUGACAUGGCGCCGGUAAAUUCUAAUAUAAAGGCUAAAGGGACAUUCACGGGAAAAGGAGGCAGGGAUAACCCAGCAAAUAACCCACACGGCAGUGCAAACAAACAGAAGAGAAAAUGGGUUUCCGAGCAUAAAGUUUUUGAUGGAAGCGUUGGAGAAGGUCAGGGGUUUGCGUUCAAGAGGAAGCAGAAAGUGCAACAUGAGUACAACAAACUUCUACGAAAAGAGCGGAGAAAGACGCCGGGUGUCCAAACGCACUACAAAGAGGAUUACCCGGAGCACCUGAAACAUCUGUACAUGGCUGAAGCCGAGAAGCUGAAAAACGAGACUCGGAUGAACAAAAUAAAUAGGACCAUGGGCAGGCAGGGUGGAGUGGUAGAAGCUGUAACAGAAGACCGAGGAGAGGAAACUCUCCCAGACCAGGGCACACCCUCUGACCCUGUCACGUCAGAAGAUCGGACAGACUCUGCCCCUGAACCCACAAAGGACUUACAAGCCGACAGUCUCCCCAUGAGCAACCGUCAGAAGAAGAAAAUGAUGAAGAAGACCUCCUAUCAGAAGACCAAAGAAGAGUUUGAGAAGAUCAAAGAAAAGCGAUCACAAAAGAAAGAAGAAUUCUUGAAGAGUAAACAGCAGAGAGAAGUGGCCAUCCAGAAGUACAAACAGAAAAAGACAGAAACCUUUCAAAUGCUGAGCAAAAAGACAAGGAAAGGACAACCUAACCUCAAUCUACAGAUGGAGUACUUACUGCAGAAGAUACAAGGAAGUGGGAAAUGACCAGACGAUGCUGGAAAAAGCAUGAAUCAACAGGUUUUAACACAUGAACCAUAUUAAAAGACCACUAACCAGAGACGUGUGUUCAAAGUAAUUUCGAUGUAAAACUGUUUUUAAAUGUCUGUGGUCUAUUUUAAAGACUCAUGUUUUUCAUUUUGGAAACAUCACAGACUGUUCCUCUAAACGUUGAUUAUAGCCUAUGUUAUUUUAAAUAUUUUCAGUUGAUGUGUGAUUGUGGACCAUAGGACUAUAACAGGAGGGCAUAACAUGUGAGAACUCUUUCAUCUUUAGUUACUGUUCCAGUAAAAAAAAACUUGUAAUACAAUGUUUGGGAUUUCUAUUAUAAAAAUUAAUAUUCAUUGAUUAUAAACAAACGGAUG
Hypomesus transpacificus is the source of this 1244-nucleotide messenger RNA. It is a transcript of the gene ccdc59, whose product is annotated as coiled-coil domain containing 59. The record is from RefSeq and is a predicted model, not a curated record. Gene Ontology annotation, cellular component: nucleus. The transcript has 4 exons. The coding region runs from base 97 to 867 and encodes 256 amino acids. NCBI's taxonomy places the organism in Eukaryota, Metazoa, Chordata, Actinopteri, Osmeriformes, Osmeridae.